ACCAGCAAUGGGGAAGAAGAGGACUGAUUCAAUUAGAAACAACCCACAUUCCCCGAUAUGGGAAAGGGGGAAGAAGAGCCUUUACCCACAACCAUCACUCAUUCACAAUCAACUACUCGUAAUGCAGACAAUUGCUCCUGCUGUGCUAGGAUUGCUACUUUAUUUCGAUUUCGAUGUGUGUUUGUUUUGGUUCUUGGACUCUCGGUCUUGCUCUCUGCUGUUUUCUGGCUGCCCCCGUUUUUUCGCCACGGAGAUCAGGGAGAUCUAGAUCUUGAUUCUCAUUAUAAAGGUCAUGAUAUAGUAGCAACUUUUAUGGUUCAGAAACCGUUGUCUUUGCUGGAAGACGAUUUUCCAYGGCUUGGGGAAGAUAUAUUUGAUGAAUUAAGAGUUCCAACUACUAAGGUUGUAAUCAUAACGGCAGAAAGUAUUGCCACGCCAAAUACAACAAAGGUURUUUUUGGUGUUGAUCCUGAUGAGUACAAUUCUAAGAUCUCGUCAUAUGCCAAAAGUCUAAUAAGAGCUUCUUUUGAAUCUCUCGUUCUACGUCAGUCAUCUCUAAGUUUGACCGAAUCUCUGUUCGGGGAACCAUCUUCUUUUGAGGUGCUAAAAUUUGUCGGAGGAAUUACUGUUACUCCUGUUCAGAGUGCAUAUCCACUGCAAAAGGUGCAGAUCCGGUUCAACUUUACAUUGAACUUUUCUAUUGAACAAAUACUUGACAACUUUGGUGAGUUGACAAACCAGCUAAAGUCAGGGCUGCAUCUUGGYCAAUUUGAGAACUUGUAUGUUAGUUUGUCCAAUCCAAAAGGGUCAACAGUCGCCCCCCCUACAACCGUGCAGUCAUCAGUUGUUCUGGUUGUUGGGACUCCGUCAAUGGCAAGGUUGAAACAGUUGACUCAAACCAUUAAGGGUUCUCCAACAAAAAAUCUUGGUCUGAACAACACUCAAUUCGGGAAGGUCAAGCAAAUUAGUCUUUCAUCUAUUUUACAACCCUCCCUUAAUGGUUCUAGUGGUGGCGGCACCCCGACACCUUCUCCAGCGCCCCUACCUCAACCUCCUCCUCCUCCUCCUCCUCCUCAGCCCCACGAUAACCAUCAGCAUCACCACCACCACAGACACCAGCACAAUAAGCAAUUGCCGCCUGCAAAACCACCUUCACCAAAUGAAAGUGGUGGAUUUAAACAUUCCCCGGCACCCUCACCGAUCCCCACACAUGCACCUCAUAAGAUUCAUAAUGCAAAACCUCCGGAUUGCCAUUCUGGAUACAACAGGAAGAAGAGGUCUUUCAAGAAUGCAAAUAAACAUCCUCCGCUACUUCCUCCUUCAUCACCGGCACCACCACGACCACCACCACCACCUGUACCGGAAACAAUCCCUGCAUCAAGCCCAUUGCCAAAUGUAGUUUUUGCGCAUACUCAUCCACCUUCAAAAAGUGAUGCUGAUACAGAGCCUCCUGACAUGACACCAUCGGGUUCAAUUUUGCAACCAUCAUCAUGUGCAGGUGUUGGUUUGAAGGCCUUCCCCAUGUUUCUAGUUAUGGUGACAGUACACUUGUUGCAGCAAAAAUGAGGGCAUUCUAUUCUAUAAUCAAAUCAAACUCGGGCAGUUGACAUAAAAAACAUGUUUUGUUUAAUUCCUUCCUUCCAACUGAAACGAUGAUGUUGGAGGCGUGCAAAGUGGGAGCGCAAUGCAAAAAAGACGGGCGUGCUCUCACAGUCGAGUUUCAGUCCUGAGUGGAUGAUGAUGAUAUAUAAUUGUUGUUUCGUGGUUGUAAAUAUUUUYGAUUACAAGUUGAGGGGGCCGAUGUGUGUUUGAGCAGGUCAAAGUCACGGAGGUGACGGGCCCUUGAUUACAUUGGUGGCCCCUGUUUUGUGUAUGAUUCUCUUCAUCAAGUUAGAAGGGAAAAUGAACCAACAAAUGUACCACUUUUCUCUUUUUGUUGCUAAUCUAUUCAAGCCCACCACUAUGCUUAUAUGGACUCAGUAUCCUCUUUCUUUUAAGUCCUGAAUGGAUAAAGUUGU
This is a messenger RNA of Cynara cardunculus var. scolymus (artichoke), 2018 nucleotides long. Its product is annotated as formin-B. The transcript has 6 exons. The record is from RefSeq and is a predicted model, not a curated record. The coding region runs from base 58 to 1566 and encodes 502 amino acids. Lineage: Eukaryota; Viridiplantae; Streptophyta; Magnoliopsida; Asterales; Asteraceae.